AUGUUUCUUCGACUUUUGCCCCGUACAGGCCCCUUGCGGCCUCUAACAGGCACCAGAAACGUUUUCAGAGGAUCAGCUUUGUCCAGGUGCCAAUUCUCUACGGCUUCACAGCGCCAGAAUGAGCUCAAAGCCAUUCCAACCACAUACGAAGAAGAAAAGGCUGUCUUGGACGAGCUCAACAAGAAACUCCCAGAACUGGAUCUUGCUUCUUGUUCGAGACUCCGUAACAUCGGUAUUUCCGCUCACAUUGACUCGGGUAAGACCACCUUCACAGAAAGAGUGCUUUUCUACACGGGUAGAAUCAAGGCCAUCCACGAAGUCAGAGGUAAAGACGCCGUGGGAGCCAAGAUGGACCACAUGGACUUGGAAAGAGAGAAAGGUAUCACCAUCCAGUCUGCUGCCACCUACUGUUCUUGGGAUAAAGACGAUAAAUCGUACCACUUCAACUUGAUUGAUACUCCCGGCCAUAUUGACUUCACUAUUGAGGUCGAGAGAGCCUUGCGUGUUUUGGACGGUGCAGUGCUUGUGGUCUGUGCUGUUAGUGGUGUUCAGAGUCAGACGGUUACUGUGGACCGUCAGAUGCGUCGUUACAACGUUCCCAGAGUGACUUUCAUCAACAAGAUGGACAGAAUGGGUGCAAACCCGUGGAGGGCCAUCGAACAGAUCAACACCAAGUUGAAGACCCCAGCAGCUGCCAUCCAAGUGCCUAUUGGUGCCGAGGAGCAAUUGAAGGGUAACGUUAACAUCAUCGACAGAGUUGCUCUUUACUACGAAGGAUCGCAGGGUGAGGUGGUUAGAACUGCCCCAAUUCCUGAGGAGCUCAAGGAUCUUGUCGAAGAGAAAAGAGCUGUCUUGAUCGAGACUUUGGCUGACGUGGACGAGGAAAUCGCCGAUAUCUACCUUGAAGGUGAGGAGCCUUCUGUGGAGCAAAUCAAGAAUGCCAUCAGAAGAGCCACAAUCGCGAGAAAAUUCACCCCUGUCCUUAUGGGCUCCGCUCUUGCCAACAAAGGUGUUCAGCUGGUUUUAGACGCCGUUGUUGACUACUUGCCGCAACCAAACGAGGUCUUGAACACCGGUUUGGAACUUGUGGAUGGUAAAGAGGUUCCUAUCAACCUUAUUCCUUCGUCGCUGGAGGCUUUCGUUGGUUUGGCUUUCAAGCUCGAGGAGGGCAAGUAUGGUCAGCUCACAUACAUCAGAGUUUACCAGGGUAAACUCAAGAAGGGUUCGUUCAUCAAUCACUUGAAAUCUGGCAAGAGAGUUAAAGUCGCUCGUUUGGUGAGAAUGCAUUCCAACGAUAUGGAAGACGUGGACGAGGUUGGCGCUGGUGAAAUCUGUGCCACUUUCGGUGUGGACUGCGCUUCUGGCGAUACUUUCAUUGGACAGAACCUGGCAAGACACAUCACCAUGAGCUCGAUGUUCGUUCCAGAUGCUGUGGUUUCGCUUUCGUUGACACCAAAGGGCAAGGAAACUACACAAGUGCACUUUGACUCUGAGUCCAAGGAGACCAUCAUUUCUGGAAUGGGUGAACUCCACCUUGAGAUCUACGUUGAGAGAAUGAGAAGAGAAUACGGCGUCGACUGUGUCACUGGUAAGCCUCAGGUCACUUACAGAGAAACCAUCACCUGUCCUUCGACUUUCGACUACACCCACAAGAAGCAGUCUGGAGGUGCUGGUCAGUACGGUAAGCUUAUUGGUGAGAUGAAGCCCAUGGAGCAGAACCAGUGUACUCACCAUGUUGUGGGUGGCAAGGUCAGUGAAAAGUACCUUGCUGCGUGUGUCAAGGCAUUUGAAGACUGCUUGGAGAAGGGUCCUCUUAUUGGCCACAGAGUGAUGGGCGUGGGCAUGCAUAUCACCGAUGGACAAACCCACAUGGUGGAUAGUUCGGAGUUGGCGUUCCGUUUGGCCACCUACGGAGCGUUCAAGCAGGCCUUCAUGGCCGCCAAGCCUGUGAUCAUGGAACCAAUCAUGGCAGUGGAAGUGACUGCACCACUUGAGUUCCAGGGUGCUGUGGUUGGACUUGUCAACAAGUUGGGCGGUAUGAUUGUGGACACUGCCAACACCUCUGAUGAGGUGACCUUGACUGCUGAGUGUUCUUUGCACUCGAUGUUUGGUUUUAUGACCUCGUUGAGAGCAAUGACCCAGGGUAAGGGUGAAUUCACCAUGGAGUUCUUGAAGUACGCACAGACGUCGCCUCAAUUGCAGAAGGAGUUGAUUGAGAAGGCCGAGAAGGAGAGGAAGGCCAAGGAGAAGAAGUAG
Molecule: messenger RNA, 2256 nt
Organism: Candidozyma auris
Lineage: Eukaryota; Fungi; Ascomycota; Pichiomycetes; Serinales; Metschnikowiaceae
Exons: 2
Coding region: 1-2256 (751 amino acids)
Biological process (GO): mitochondrial translational elongation
Cellular component (GO): mitochondrion
Molecular function (GO): GTPase activity; translation elongation factor activity; GTP binding
Source: RefSeq, a predicted model, not a curated record